Messenger RNA from Erinaceus europaeus (western European hedgehog), 1685 nucleotides. Its product is annotated as HLA class II histocompatibility antigen, DM alpha chain. Gene Ontology annotation, biological process: immunoglobulin production involved in immunoglobulin-mediated immune response; peptide antigen assembly with MHC class II protein complex; immune response. Bases 615 to 1403 code for a protein of 262 amino acids. The transcript is spliced from 6 exons. Gene Ontology annotation, cellular component: membrane; MHC class II protein complex. Gene Ontology annotation, molecular function: MHC class II protein complex binding. The record is from RefSeq and is a predicted model, not a curated record. NCBI's taxonomy places the organism in Eukaryota, Metazoa, Chordata, Mammalia, Eulipotyphla, Erinaceidae.
CUGCGGGGACCCGGGGCGCGCGCGGUGGGUGGGGCGGAAGCAGGCGCUGCGCGCCGACCUCGGGUGCCACGGCCCGCCGACUUCCUAGCUUGCCCAGGGCUUUCGGGCUCGGUUCCGUUUCCGCAGGUGUGAGAAUGAAUGGAGCUAAUCCUUGAAGGAGAAUAAUCCUUUUUUGAGAAAGAAGCAAAAAGGGAGAAGGCAGAGUCUGAAGAACACAGAAGAGGUUUGCUGUGGGAAGAUGACCUUCCUCACUGCAGCAUUUUGCAGCAGGGUGACGCUGCUAUGAAGAGCGUUUUGGUUAAGUUACAGGCUGAGGAUGACAUACCGAUACUAAAGAAGAAUCCCCGCUGGAGGCCGACAUUCCUCCACUGUUUGCCCAGCCCAGCACACUGCCCUGACCUGAUAAAUGAGCCAAGUCUUCUAGAGCUUGCUGCCACCAGGUCUCUCCCCAGCAACUGAUGACAUAAAACUCUACACUUUUGUGAUUGGUUGUGCUCCCAAAACCUGGCAGGGGCAACAUUUGGAAAUGAGCUGGUGGAACAAGAUCUGGGGAGGGAGUUUGGGGAUUUGAGUUUGUUUGUAAUAGCUCCUACCCCACAGAGUUGUGUGACGAGAUGGUUCAUGAGCAGAGCCCGGGAGCUGCGCUGCUACAGCUGCUGCUACACCUUCUGUGGCUGCUGCCUCUCUACUUGACAGCCUCUGAAGCUUCAACUCCACUGCUGCACGAUGAGCUGCAAAACCACACUUUCCUGCACACAAUGUACUGCCAGGACGGGAGUCCUAACAUAGGACUCUCAGAGACCUAUGAUGGGGACCAGCUCUUCUCCUAUGACUUUCUCCACAACACCCGAGUCCCUCGCCUGCCUGAAUUUACUCACUGGGCUCAGAAGAUUGAAGACAUUCCCAGUAUUUUCUCUGACAAAUCAAUCUGCCAGAUAAUGAUUCAGAAUGUAGGCCCACAUCUUGAAGGAAAAAUCCCAGUGUCUAGAGGAUUCCCUAUGCCUGAAGUAUUCACACUGAAGCCCCUGGAGUUUGGCAAGCCCAACACACUGGUCUGCUACAUCAGCAAUCUUUUCCCACCUACAUUGACGGUAAGCUGGCAGCAUGAUUCCACCUCUGUGGAAGAAGAUGCACCUAUUUUUGUUUCGGCAGUUGACGGACUCACCUUUGAGGCGUUUUCUUACUUAAACUUCACACCGGCACCCUCUGACCUUUACACAUGCAUCGUGACUCAUGAGAUUGACAGCUAUACAGCAAUUGCCUAUUGGGUCCCCCAGAAUGCACUGCCUUCAGAUCUUCUGGAGAAUGUCCUGUGUGGCUUGGUUCUUGGCCUGGGAGUGCUAGGCAUCGUUGUUGGCUUGGCCCUCAUCAUCUAUGCCCGAAAGCCUUGCUCAGGUGGCUGAUUCUUGCUGCUCAGAAUCUGAUGCUGAUACUUGCAGUCAUUCAAUCAGGAGGUGCCAGGUUUCUCAGUCCUAUGUAGGACAUCACCUUCUCAAAGCAGAAGUUUCUCAAACUCCCUCCACUGUGUGCAUGUGUAUGUAUGUGUGUGCAGUUUUCUGAGUUGAGGGCCCUGUACCUAAAUUUGGGGGAACCCAGAUUCUGGGCUUGAAUCUAGGGGAACCAAGAGUGGCAUUACUAUCAUGACCACAGACCUUUCUACUUCAAGAAAAUAAAUCUCAUUCCUU